CAAGACGCUGUCGCCAGCGCAAAUCCGUCAGUUGCCAUGAGACCCGGACCUUGGCGUCGCCAUAAAUGGUAUAUCAGGGCCGAGUCCCAUCUGGUCUGAUCUGAUAAGUUUCUGAUCGUCAAUUGACUGACUCUGUAUCUUUGCUGUUUACUUUGUUUCCGUUCAACAUAUACCCUCCAUAUAAUAUCCAAAAUGUCUGGCCCUGGUGUUGGUUUCGAGUAUCCCUCUCGCGAGGUGAGCUGGCUCAAGCGUGAUGCUCUCCUCUUUGCCAACUCGAUUGGCUGCACCUCGGAGGAGCUUCACUUCCUCUACGAGCUCGACCCCAACUUCGCUGUUUUCCCCACCUACCCUGUCAUUCUCAUGUUCAAGGAGACGCACCCCGAAGUAGUCGACUUCUACGCCGCCCAAAAGUCCGUCACCAUCCCCGGCGUCCCCGUCUUCGACCCCACCCGCGUCGUCGACGGCCAGCGCCUCCUCGAGUUCCUCAAGCCCCUCCCUACCUCCUCCGCCGGUCGGAAAUUCGAGGUCCGCACCAAGGUCCUCGGUGUCUACGACAAGGGCAAGCCUGGGACCGUCGUCGAGACCCAGACCGACCUCGUCGACGCCGAGAAGAACGAGUCCUACGCUCGCGUUACCACCUCUUCCUUCUACGUUGGCCAGGGCAACUGGGGCGGUCCCAAGGGCCCUGCCACCGUCAACUUCCCCCCUCCCGAGGGCAAGAAGCCCGACCUGGUGCUUGAGAACCAGACCACCAACGAAACCCCGUUGCUGUACAGACUCAAUGGCGACUACAACCCCCUCCAUGCCCACCCGGAGCCUGGUGCCAAGAUGGGUUUCGGUGGUGUGAUCAUCCACGGCUUGUACUCGUGGAACUGGGCGUGCCAUGGCUUGCUGCAGCACCUCGGUGGCAGCAACCCUGCCAACUUCAAGGAGUACCAGGCUAGAUUUGCGUCACCGGUUAGACCCGGUGACAAGCUCAUUUUGGAGGCGUGGAAGACUGGCGAGUUCAAGGGCGAGUGGGAGGAGAUCAGGUUCUUGGUGAAGAACAGCCACGGCAAGGUUGUGCUAAGCAACGGCCGGGCGCUCAUCAAGACUGGCGCCAAGGGCAAGUUGUAAAGUUAUGAUGCUGUGUAUAAUUUUGGAUAAAAAGCGUAAUGAGAUAUGUUGGACAACCAAAACUUGUUAUGA
Messenger RNA from Podospora pseudocomata, 1188 nucleotides. RefSeq lists its product as uncharacterized. Gene Ontology annotation, cellular component: peroxisome. The transcript is spliced from 3 exons. NCBI's taxonomy places the organism in Eukaryota, Fungi, Ascomycota, Sordariomycetes, Sordariales, Podosporaceae. Gene Ontology annotation, biological process: fatty acid beta-oxidation. The coding region runs from base 193 to 1116 and encodes 307 amino acids. The record is from RefSeq and is a predicted model, not a curated record. Gene Ontology annotation, molecular function: (3S)-3-hydroxyacyl-CoA dehydrogenase (NAD+) activity; 17-beta-hydroxysteroid dehydrogenase (NAD+) activity; enoyl-CoA hydratase activity.